AUGUGCAGGAAUGAAUCAAAAGAUAUUCCAAGGUUGGUUGACCGGAUUUCAUAUGAAUUGCUUAGCUUGAUGGAACGCUAUGAAGCAAGUGCUGAAACAAGUUCUGAUACAUACUUAAUUGGUAUAGAGACCCGUGUGCAAGAGUUGAAAUCACUUCUGGAAGUUGGAUCAGGUGAUGUUCGUAUGGUUGGAGUAUAUGGGAUGUGGGGUAGUGGUAAGUCUACUCUCGCAUCUUAUAUUUAUGAUGAAAUAAGUCAUGAGUUCGAAGGUUGCUGCUUUGUAAAAGACGUUACAGCUAGAUCAACAAUGCAUGGCUUGAAAACUUUACAAGAAGAAAUUCUCUCAAAUGUCCUGAAAUUAAAAGUGACGUUAACAAACAUUGAACAAGGAAAACACAUGAUGAAAAGCUUAUGUCAAAACAGUGUUCUAAUUGUCCUUGAUGACGUAUACCACACUGUUCACCUAGAGAUGCUAGUUGGAUCACACAACUGGUUUGGUAAUGGGAGUCGAAUAAUAUUCACCACUAGAAACCAAGAUUUGGCGAAGGCUCGCGGUUUCCUACCGUGUAAUGUCCUGAUGUUGGAACCUAAAGAGGCUAUUGAACUCUUCAGUAGGCAUGCAUUUGGGAAAAGUAGACCUCUACCAGGUUUCGAGGAUGUUUCACUGAUUAUGGUUUCUAAAUUUGGUGGGCAUCCAUCAGCACUUAUAAGUUUGGGCUCUUUUCUACAUGGAAAAGACAGAAGUGUGUGGAUGCGCAUCUUAGAUAUACUAGUAUGUAAACCAGUUGAUGAAAUUCUGAAGAAGUUCGAAACUCCUGAUGAUGGACUAGCAAGAAAUAUUUGGCUUGAUUUCUUACUUAGGGGGUCGGAGUCGUGUCUGUUGGAUAAUCUUGAUGGGUUACGGGUCGAGUACGGGUUAGAAAAUGGGUUAAAUAAUUAA
Helianthus annuus (common sunflower) is the source of this 939-nucleotide messenger RNA. RefSeq names its product TMV resistance protein N-like. The transcript has a single exon. Gene Ontology annotation, biological process: defense response. Lineage: Eukaryota; Viridiplantae; Streptophyta; Magnoliopsida; Asterales; Asteraceae. The record is from RefSeq and is a predicted model, not a curated record. Gene Ontology annotation, molecular function: ADP binding. The coding region runs from base 1 to 939 and encodes 312 amino acids.